CCUCUAAAGGCCGAAACCUUUGUCCAAGAACCAACGCUAGCUGUUGUUCUUUGUUUUGUUUUGUUUUGUGUUUUUAAGGUUGCUUGCUGUUGGCUGGAAAUAGAAAACAGUAACCAUGUGUCCGUCGGAGAGAAACUUAAGUCGGCCGGAGAAGACCAGCUCGGUGUCGGAUUUCAGGUCGGCAUUCGAGGUUCUCGACGCAGAUCGUGACGGGAAGAUCAGUAGAGAAGAUUUGAGGAGGUUUUACGCGGGGUUUUCGAACGGUACCGGUUUCGACGAUGACGAAAUUAUCGGGACGAUGAUUUCUUUGGCGGAUUCGAACAAGGAUGGUUUCGUCGAGUACGAGGAGUUCGAGCGUGUUCUCGGAGGGUGCGGAAAGAGGUCGUCGUCGGCGUCGGCGGCAGGAGGCUUCGGGGUGAUGGAAGAUGUUUUUAAGGUCAUGGACAAGGAUGGAGAUGGGAGAUUGAGCCAUGAAGAUUUGAAAAGUUACAUGAACUGGGCUGGGUUUUCUGCUAGCGACGAAGAUAUCAAGGCUAUGAUCCGAUUGGGUGGUGGUGAUGAAAAUGAAGGCGUUUCUUUCGAUGGUUUGCUUAAGAUUUUGGCCGUUGAUUUCGCUGGGUAAAAUGUUUAAACACUUUUCCUCUGUGUUCUAGUUGUAAAGAUGGAUCAAAUAACAAUAACUGUUGAACACGAAAUCUUCUUGCUCAUCUUUUCUCUUCUGCAAGGAAAUCAUUUUCAUAAUGUAAAAUAUAAGACAGGGUAAAACCAAAAUGAUUUGUUUCUUGUCUA
Molecule: messenger RNA, 789 nt
Organism: Theobroma cacao (cacao)
Lineage: Eukaryota; Viridiplantae; Streptophyta; Magnoliopsida; Malvales; Malvaceae
Product: Ca2+-binding protein 1
Molecular function (GO): calcium ion binding
Source: RefSeq, a predicted model, not a curated record